AUGUCACGUCGGAACCAUUACGAGCUGCUGAAAUGUAUAGGAGAAGGCGCCUACGGACGAGCCUACCUCGCCACCGACACAAAUGGAAAUACAGUUGUUGCGAAGGUGAUUGACGUGGGAAGAGUUCCGCAGAAGGAACGCAUGGCCUGCAUCGAUGAAGUUAAGUUGCUGGCAGCGCUUGACCAUCCCUUCAUCGUACGCUACCUUGACAGCUAUGUGGAGGGGCAAAGCCUCCACAUUGUUAUGAGCUUCUGCGAUGGUGGGGAUCUGGCCGGGCUGCUGCGGGCUCGCGAGGAUCAGAAUGCCCCCCUUCCUGAGAAACAGAUCAUUAGGUGGUUGGCUCAGCUGCUUAUGGCGGUCAAGUACACGCAUCAAAACAAAAUAAUACACCGAGAUAUAAAGAGUCAGAACAUUUUCAUAGAGAAGAAUAAUCGCCUCCGCUUGGCAGACUUUGGUAUCAGCAAGGCCCUCGAGAGCACGCAGGCUCAAGCAAAAACCUUCAUAGGCACUCCGUACUACCUAAGCCCGGAACUGUGCAAGGGCUCUCCAUACGGUCCUUCCUCGGACGUUUGGGCUGUUGGUUGCGUAGCAUUCGAAAUGGCAACCUUUCGCACUCCUUUCCAUCAGGCAAAGAACCUCGCAGAUCUCUGUUACAGGAUUUGCAAUGCUGAGAUUCCCCCAAUCCCUUCCUUCUACUCCUCAGAGCUCAAUCGCAUAAUCGGGCAAAUGCUCAUCAGGUGCCCCACCGCCAGAGCCUCUGCAGCUAAGAUACUCGAAAUGCCCAUGAUGCAGGCAGCGAUCCGCGAGAUGCUAAAGGAAUCACAGAUCCGCUCGAGCGGCUUGCACUGA
This is a messenger RNA of Cyclospora cayetanensis, 849 nucleotides long. Its product is annotated as serine/threonine-protein kinase Nek5. Gene Ontology annotation, biological process: protein phosphorylation. The transcript has 8 exons. Gene Ontology annotation, molecular function: ATP binding; protein kinase activity. NCBI's taxonomy places the organism in Eukaryota, Apicomplexa, Conoidasida, Eucoccidiorida, Eimeriidae. The record is from RefSeq and is a predicted model, not a curated record. The coding region runs from base 1 to 849 and encodes 282 amino acids.